AUGACCGAGAGCCUGCAACCAGCAACACCGUUGGGUCCCAACAGAAGGUCAAAUCUCCAAACAAAAAGGCACAGCCCCCACAGAGAGACAAGGACACCAGCACAAACAAACCCUGGCACUCGGUCGGGCACCUCAAAAUUCAGAGACUCACAUAACAAGACUCGAACCAAGCUGGCACCACACCGCGAG
Messenger RNA from Pelobates cultripes (western spadefoot toad), 189 nucleotides. The record is from the annotation of a GenBank genome assembly. NCBI's taxonomy places the organism in Eukaryota, Metazoa, Chordata, Amphibia, Anura, Pelobatidae.